CAGUGGACAUUUCCCUCAGAAGAGGGCAGACGGUGUGCAGGCGUGGGACGCAGAAACCCUGCUACAAAAUCGUUUAUUUCCACGAUGCCUCCCGCAGGACCAGCUACGAGGAGGCUCACCUGGCCUGCAGGGCUGACGGGGGACACCUGGUGAGCAUCGAGAGCCCCGCGGAGCAGAGAUUGAUCGAAUCCUUGAUCAGGAGCCUCCUGGCCUCGGAUGGAGACUUCUGGAUCGGGCUCAGGAGGAGGAAGGAGGAGGGGGACAACAGCACUGAGUGUCACCGCUUCUACUCCUGGUCAGACGGGAGCUCGUCCAAAUUCCGGAACUGGUACGUGGACGAGCCAUCGUGUGGGGGCGAGGUGUGCGUGGUGCUCUACCACCAACCCUCUGCCCCUCCUGGCCUGGGGGGUCCCUACAUGUUCCAGUGGAACGACGACAGGUGCACCAUGAAGAACAACUUCAUCUGCAAAUACGCCCUGGAGAAGCCAACAAGAGCUCCAAUAGACAAUUCCCGAAGAGCUGUGGCAACAGAGCCCUGGAAGCCAAAAUUCCCAGAGGAACGCUGGAGGAAAGGUGCCAAUGGAACAGCUGGGAGAGCCAAAGAACCCAUUCAGGGCCUUGCCUUCAUCCUGAUUUCCAGCGUUCCUGUGCUGCUUCUCCUGCUGGCCAUCACAGGCAUCUCCUGCUUUUGGCUCUUCAUGAAGAGGAGACAGGAGCUGCUGGAUGUGGCCCUCAGCAGAUCCUGCUCUGAGAUUUUCCAGGAGAGCAGCCUGGAAAUAAGGAAUGUAGUUUUAGUUGCUACACCUAGAGGCUUUGUGGUGGAGACGAAAACUUCAAUCUUCGUUUUCAUUGUCGUUUUAGAAAGCCUGUUUGUUUAG
This is a messenger RNA of Zonotrichia albicollis (white-throated sparrow), 878 nucleotides long. Lineage: Eukaryota; Metazoa; Chordata; Aves; Passeriformes; Passerellidae. The record is from RefSeq and is a predicted model, not a curated record.